UCUGUAACUGUAGAACUACAAAGUGCACCUAUAUAGUAAGUGGAGCUGAUAAAAUGGACAAUGAGUGUAGAAACAAGGAGGUGUACUUAAUACCGUAGCUGGGGAGUGUAUAAAUGUAAGAAAAACGGUGUCUUGUACAGAAGACUGGUCUGACUUUGCCUAGGGAGGAAAUGCAAGUCUCGUUCACCUCGUGAUGAAGGCGUCACCUAGAGGACGUUUGGUGGAAAUUUCCUGAAGAAAUAAGGAGGAGUGUCCUCACUGUCCGUAUCCUCAAAAUAGACCCCACAAAUGUGACUAGAAGCUCACAGGUCGGAGUAACUUGAGUUCCAUUCAGCUGUUUCCACCCGGACGGGUUAGUCGGGCUCUGUGUGUGAGAGUGUUUGAGAUGGCGGUCAGAUCGCCGAGCAGGAGGGCCGAGUGAAUACCAGCCCGUGUGUCCGUCAGUGUUUCAGGAGCGCAGCGCCGUGUUGAUCGUUUCUGUCCGCGCACAGCUUGUGGAGGGGCUGGGAGCAGCGCUGAGAUGGACGGGGGGAAACCGAACCUGGCGCUGGUCUACCAGGCCGUUCAGGCGCUUUACCACGACCCGGACCCAGCCGGCAAGGAGCGGGCCUCGGUGUGGCUGGGAGAGCUGCAGAGAUCGAUGCAUGCGUGGGAGAUAUCAGACCAGCUCCUGCAGCUGAAGCAGGAUGUGGAGUCCUGUUACUUUGCAGCUCAGACCAUGAAGAUGAAGAUCCAGACGUCGUUCUAUGAGCUUCCUCAGGAGACGCACAUCGCCCUGCGCGACUCGCUGCUCUCCCACAUCCAGAACCUCAAAGACCUCUCGCCCAUCAUCGUCACACAGCUUGCCCUGGCAAUUGCUGAUCUUGCCCUUCAGAUGGCCUCAUGGAAGGGCUGUGUCCACACCCUCAUAGAAAAGUACAGUAACGAUGUGACCUCGAUGCCUUUCCUGAUUGAGAUCCUCACAGUCCUGCCAGAGGAAGUGCAUAGUCGUUCUCUGAGGAUCGGUGCAAACCGGCGAACAGAGAUCAUAGAAGACCUGGCCUACUACUCCACCACUGUGAUCACUCUGCUGAUGUCGUGUGUGGAGAAGUCUGGGAGCGAUGAGAAGAUGCUGAUUAAGGUGUUCCGCUGCCUUGGCAGCUGGUUUAAUCUAGGCGUGCUGGACAGUAACUUCAUGGCGAGUAAUCAGCUGCUCAUGGUGCUCUUCCAAGUGCUGCAAAGGGACGAGACCUCGACUAACCUACACGAGGCUGCGUCUGACUGUGUGUGUUCAGCACUAUAUGCCAUCGAGAACGUGGACACACACAUGCCUCUGGCUGUGCAGCUCUUCCAAGGAGUUCUGACGCUAGAAACAGCAUACCACAUGGCCGUGGCUCGAGAAGAUCUCGACAAAGUAUUGAACUACUGCCGCAUCUUCACGGAGUUGUGUGAGACGUUUCUGGAAACUACAGUGAGGAGCCCUGGGCAAGGCAUGGGAGACUUGCGCACCCUGGAGCUUCUGCUCAUUUGUGCAGGACACCCCCAGUAUGAGGUGGUUGAGAUCUCCUUCAACUUCUGGUAUCGUCUUGGCGAGCACCUGUAUAAGACGAAUGACCCAGCGCUGCAUGGCGUCUUCAGGCCAUAUAUCCAGAGACUGCUGCAUAGCCUGGCCCGCCACUGCCAGCUGGACCCAGACCAUGAAGGAAUUCCAGAAGACACUGAUGACUUUGGAGAGUUCAGGAUGAGGGUGUCCGAUCUCGUUAAGGAUGUUAUUUUCCUUGUAGGCUCUAUGGAGUGUUUCUCACAGCUGUACUCUACUCUGAAAGAGGGGAACCCACCGUGGGAAGUGACGGAGGCUGUACUCUUCAUCAUGGCUUCAAUUGCCAAGAGUGUAGAUCCUGAGAAUAACCCUACUCUGACGGAGGUGCUGGAGCAGGUGGUGCUUCUGCCUCAGACAGUGCACAUGGCCGUGCGCUACACCAGCAUUGAACUGGUGGGAGAGAUGAGUGAGGUGGUCGACCGCAAUCCGCGCUUCUUGGAUCCUGUGCUGAACUACCUGAUGAAAGGGCUGCGGGAGAAGCCGCUGGCCUCUGUUGCUGCCAAGGCCAUCCACAACAUCUGCUCAGUGUGUAGAGACCACAUGGCGCAGCACUUCCAGGGCCUGCUGGACAUCGCCCGCUCACUAGACUCCUUUGCUCUGUCUACUGAAGCUGCCAUCGGACUGCUCAAAGGCACAGCGCUGGUGUUGGCACGGCUUCCUCUGGAGAAGAUAGCGGAGUGUCUGAGUGAUCUGUGCUCCGUGCAGGUUAUGGCCCUGAAGAAGCUGCUGGCUCAGGACUCCAGUAAUGGAAAAUCAUCAGACCCCACAGUAUGGCUGGACAGACUGGCAGUUAUCUUCAGACACACAAAUCCCAUCGUAGAGAACGGACAGACACAUCCCUGUCAGAAAGUCAUCCAAGAGAUCUGGCCUGUGUUGUCUGAGACGCUGAACACGCACCAGGCAGAUAAUCGAAUUGUGGAGCGCUGCUGCCGCUGUUUGAGGUUUGCUGUGCGCUGCGUGGGGAAAGGCUCAGCCUCACUGCUGCAGCCACUUGUCACACAGAUGGUGAAUGUAUAUCAGGUCUACCCCCACUCCUGCUUCCUUUACCUGGGCAGUAUUCUGGUGGAUGAAUAUGGUAUGGAGGAGGGCUGCAGACAAGGCCUGCUGGACAUGCUACAGGCACUCUGUAUGCCCACCUUCCAGCUGCUGGAGCAGCCCAAUGGCCUGCGCAACCAUCCUGACACUGUGGACGACCUGUUCAGACUUGUUACUAGGUUUGUCCAGCGCAGUCCUGUCACGUUGCUGAGCAGCAGCAUCAUCAUCCACAUCAUCCAGUGUGCCAUUGCUGCCACAACCCUGGACCACCGAGAUGCCAACUGCAGCGUUAUGAAGUUUGUCAGAGACCUUAUUCACACGGGUGUCUCCAAUGACCAUGAGGAUGACUUUGAGGUGCGCAAACGCCUGAUUGGUCAAGCCAUGGAGCAGCAUGGGCAGCAGCUGGUCACUCAGCUCAUACACAGUUGUUGUUUCUGUCUGCCUUCGUACACACUGCCUGAUGUAGCUGAAGUUCUCUGGGAGAUCAUGGUCUUUGACCGACCGACAUUUUGCCGCUGGCUAGAGGCUGCACUGAAGGGACUUCCCAAAGAAAUGUCGGGUGGGGCUGUAACGGUCACUCAUAAACAGCUCACAGACUUCCACAAGCAGGUCACAAGCGCGGAGGAGUGUAAACAGGUAUGCUGGGCGGUCAGAGAGUUCACCAGGCUUUACCGAUAGCUGCGUUCACCCACUCGUGCUGCAACACCAGGUCAAAUCUUUUGUUCAUUGAGAGGUGACGGCAAAGGGGUCAAAUUGACUGCUUUUGAGAAACUAAAGGGAACUCCUAUAAUGAAGGACGGGUGGGGAAAAACCACCAAGAGGCAUCGCAAGCUUUGGAGUGAUAGGGUCACAGGAAACGCCUUGAGGAAAGGAAAAGCCCAUUCCCUCCCUUUGCCCCCCUCGCCGAGCCCACCAUUACCAUGGAAAGGUGCUUGGAGGGUAGCCUUCUUGCUGGGGGAAGAGUGUGAGGGGAAAAAAGUACACAACCGUCUUCAGAAAGACCAUAAAACAAAAACCCAAAAAAUAAAACAAGGAUGUGCCUGGUUGCAAAUCAUAAUGCACUGUAGAGAAAAAAAAGACUUGUAUGUUUUUAAACAGAGAAAUGGA
Colossoma macropomum (tambaqui) is the source of this 3721-nucleotide messenger RNA. RefSeq names its product transportin 3 (gene tnpo3). NCBI's taxonomy places the organism in Eukaryota, Metazoa, Chordata, Actinopteri, Characiformes, Serrasalmidae. Gene Ontology annotation, biological process: protein import into nucleus. Bases 521 to 3292 code for a protein of 923 amino acids. Gene Ontology annotation, cellular component: nuclear membrane; cytoplasm. The transcript is spliced from 24 exons. The record is from RefSeq and is a predicted model, not a curated record.